AUGGAUUUUGACGACGAUGCUCCCCCAGAGCUCGUUGACAUUGCGGGGCUUGCAGAGGAAAACGAAGACAUUACUGUCAAAGUGCCCAUUACAAUUGUGACAGGCUACCUCGGAGCUGGAAAGACAACCCUUCUAAAUUACAUCCUCACCGCUCAACAUGGCAAGAAAAUUGCCGUGAUUAUGAAUGAAUUUGGAGAUUCGCUUGACAUUGAAAAGUCCCUUACCGUCAAUAAAGGCGACGAAAAAGUGGAAGAAUGGCUCGAAGUUGGCAACGGCUGCAUUUGCUGCUCGGUCAAGGACACUGGCGUCAACGCAAUCGAGUCUCUCAUGGCGAAGAAGGGCGCGUUUGACUACAUUUUGUUAGAGACAACUGGCCUGGCUGAUCCUGGCAACCUUGCACCUCUCUUCUGGGUUGACGACGGCCUCGGAAGCACCAUCUAUCUCGAUGGUAUCGUAACACUUGUCGAUGCAAAGAACAUCCUGAAGAGCCUCGACGACCCCAGCGGCAAGGUUGAAGGCCACGAGCAUGACGGUCACGGCCCUGUCAUGACUACCGCUCACGUCCAAAUAUCGCAUGCAGAUGUUAUUGUCAUGAAUAAGGCGGAUCUGGUCACACCAGAACAGCUUCAAAAUGUCAAGGACAGAAUCCAGUCUAUAAACGGCUUGGCAAAAAUCCAUGUCACGGAAAAGAGCGUCGUGCCGAAGCUGGAAGGCUUUCUGCUUGACUUGCACGCGUAUGACCAAUUCAACGAGCCUGAGCCGAAAACGAACGCGCACAGUCACUUGGACCCUAACCUAUCAACCAUCACGAUACCAGUAGACACGCUGAAACCGGCUCAGGUCGAGCAAGUAGACAAGUGGUUAAGACAAGUUCUCUGGGAGAAUGAGCUCCCUGGCAACAAUGAAACUCAAAGGUUUGAGAUUCAUCGCUCCAAAGGCCGGCUGAUGUUCGACAAUGGCGACAUCAAGAUGCUACAAGGGGUACGGGAAAUUUUCGAGUUGAUUGAUGCUCCAGCAAGCGAUGAACCCAGUCCCACUUCCGGAAAGAUCAUCUUUAUCGGUAGGCACGUGGCUGGGGUAGAUUUUGAGCAGAGCUUCAGGAGUGUUGUCCAUUGA
Molecule: messenger RNA, 1116 nt
Organism: Akanthomyces muscarius
Lineage: Eukaryota; Fungi; Ascomycota; Sordariomycetes; Hypocreales; Cordycipitaceae
Exons: 6
Coding region: 1-1116 (371 amino acids)
Cellular component (GO): cytoplasm
Source: RefSeq, a predicted model, not a curated record